Canariomyces notabilis is the source of this 1130-nucleotide messenger RNA. RefSeq names its product cytidine deaminase. Gene Ontology annotation, molecular function: cytidine deaminase activity; zinc ion binding. The transcript has 3 exons. The coding region runs from base 338 to 856 and encodes 172 amino acids. The record is from RefSeq and is a predicted model, not a curated record. Gene Ontology annotation, cellular component: cytosol. NCBI's taxonomy places the organism in Eukaryota, Fungi, Ascomycota, Sordariomycetes, Sordariales, Chaetomiaceae.
CAGGUACGCCGGUAAAUAAGGAAGUCAACACCGCUACGUACUUGAUCCUGGAUCACGGGAAGGUCUUGCUAUGUAAGGGGGAGCCCUCUGUCUGUUUCUUUAUCUUUAAUGAGUAGCCUUUAUUCUAACCAGUAAUCUAUACUGCCUAGUAUUUAUUAGUCACAACUUCACCUCUUUCUCCCAAUUCUCACCAGGCAGGUAGCCGUAACUCACCUGUCCCCUGGCCCCUCCUCAAACUCAGGACCUCUCUCCCUGAACCCAUUCCCCUUCCCGAGUCCUCACACCCUUCUCUCCUCCUUAAGAGCAAAACCAAAGAGAAGAAACAAAAGAAAACAAGAUGUCCCCGCCGCCAAUCCACUCCUCCUCCUCCCCCGAAGCCGUCAACGAGGCCUGCCAGACCUUCAACCUCUCCGCGGCGGAACUUUCAACGCUCCGCGAGCGCGCGCAGGCCAACAAGGCGCGAGCGUACUGCCCGUACAGCAAGUUCCGCGUGGGCGCCGUGCUGUUAACCCAAGACGGAACUUUCAUCGACGGCGCCAACGUCGAAAACGCAAGCUACCCCGUCGGCACGUGCGCCGAGCGCGUGGCGUUUGGGCGCGCCAUCGUGGAUGGGCACGGGAGAAAGGGGGGAUUCAAGGCCGUGGCCGUCGCGACCGACCUUACUGCGCCGGGCAGCCCGUGCGGUAUGUGUCGGCAGUUUAUGCGAGAGUUUUGCGAUCUGAGCAUGCCCAUUUUCAUGUUCGACAAGAACGACAAUUUCUCCGUCUUGCGGCUUGAGGAGCUCCUCCCCCUAUCAUUUGGUCCCGAUAAGUUGGGAGUUCCAGACUCUGCGCAGAGACAAGCAGAGCAGGCAUGAAUCAUAUGAUCACGGGCUCUAUUUGCAAAGACAAGGCUAUGUAUGUAUGACUUCAGUCCAUGGGGCGUUCAAAUGACGGUCUCGGGAGAGUUGUCACUUAGAGACAUGGAGCGAUCCUGUCUAGGGAAGGAAGAGGCAUAUCCGGUAUUCUAUGUAUGUACGGGUAGACUCGAAAGGGUCAUGGUUUGUGACCUUCAGGAGUUAAGGCUUGUUCCUAUGACCUCACAGUGGAAGAGUGGAAUAUAAUUCAAUUCCCUGUUUCCCGCUUGCCUAU